AUGGUUUGCGAUGGUGCCGUGAAGGACCAGGAGCAGGACCAGGAGACCGCGGCGGCGAGCACUGCGUCGGCGGCAUCGGUGGUGGCGGCGUCGGAGGCGUCUCCCGCGCCGGUGGUGGUGGUGGUCAGCGCGAGGCCCUCCGCGAGGCCGACGCCGCACGACAAGCGCCUCGGCGUGCGUCACCCCCUGAAGCACCGCCGGUUCCGUGCCGGGGGGAAGAUGAUGGUGGAGCCCGGAGGGGUGCCGCCUGCUCACGCCGUGCCGGAAGGCGAGGAGCAGGAGGAGGAAGAGGAAGAGGAGGAGGGAGCCAGCGAGGUGGAAGAGGAGGAGUUAGUGGAUGCAGAGGCGGAGCAGGCCUUGUCCGCGGAGACGGCGAUGCGGGGCGCUGAAGUGGAGGUGUCGUCCGUGCCGGCGGCAGGGGUGCAGGAGAUGGAGGUGGAGGUGGAGGUGGAGGGCGGCGAAAUGGAGGUGAAGGACGGAGAAAUGGAGGUGUCGCCAGAGCCUGCCGUCGCUGUGGGGGGCACUGAGUUGGAGGCCCAUCCGGACGAGGAGGACGAGGUCUCAUCCGUCGCUGUGGCAAGAGGGCAGACGAAGCAGGAGGCUGCCUCUCCUCCUCCUCCUCCUGCUUCUGCCGUGCUAGCUGUGGAGGCACCCAGGGAGAUGGAUCAGGAUGGGGAGAGGGCGGAGAAGGAGAAGAGGGACAAGGAGAGGGAAAGGCAGAAGGAGCGGGAGAGGGUGGAUGAGGUCGGCUACAUGAGCGGAGGAUGGAAGAGUGUUGAUGGAAUGCUGAAUUGUGGAUAUUCAAGUUUUAGAGGAAGAAGGGCAAGCAUGGAAGAUUUCUAUGAUAUAAAAUCAUCUAAAAUUGAUGAUAAACAAAUAAAUCUCUUCGGAAUUUUUGAUGGUCAUGGCGGUUCACGUGCUGCUGAGUAUUUGAAGGAGCACUUGUUUGAGAACCUCAUGAAACAUCCGGAGUUCAUGACAAAUACAAAAUUAGCAAUAAGUGAAACAUAUAGGAAGACCGAUUCAGAGUUUUUGGAUGCUGAAAUGAAUACUUAUAGAGAUGAUGGGUCAACGGCAUCAACAGCAGUGAUGGUUGGUGACCAUCUUUACGUGGCAAAUGUUGGAGACUCAAGGGCUGUUAUAUCAAAGGCUGGCAAAGCUAUUGCGCUCUCUGAAGAUCACAAGCCGAACAGAAGUGAUGAGAGAAAACGAAUUGAGAGUGCUGGUGGGAUAGUUAUGUGGGCUGGAACUUGGAGGGUAGGUGGGGUACUUGCGAUGUCUCGGGCAUUUGGCAACCGUCUCUUAAAACAAUUUGUUAUUGCAGACCCUGAGAUUCAGGAACAAGAAAUAAAUGAUGAGUUGGAGUUCCUAAUUAUAGCUAGUGAUGGGCUGUGGGAUGUGGUUCCGAAUGAGGACGCGGUUUCACUUGUGAAGAUGGAGGAGGAACCCGAGGCAGCAGCCCGGAAGCUGACAGAGACCGCAUUCUCCCGCGGGAGCGGCGAUAACAUCACGUGCAUCGUGGUGAAGUUCCAGCAUGACAAGCCGGGCAUCAGUGGCGGCGGCAGCGGCGAUUCCCCCUCCUCGCCUCCAGGCGACAAGAGUUGA
Miscanthus lutarioriparius is the source of this 1605-nucleotide messenger RNA. Lineage: Eukaryota; Viridiplantae; Streptophyta; Magnoliopsida; Poales; Poaceae. The record is from the annotation of a GenBank genome assembly.